Exophiala xenobiotica is the source of this 556-nucleotide messenger RNA. RefSeq lists its product as uncharacterized. NCBI's taxonomy places the organism in Eukaryota, Fungi, Ascomycota, Eurotiomycetes, Chaetothyriales, Herpotrichiellaceae. The record is from RefSeq and is a predicted model, not a curated record. The transcript is spliced from 2 exons. The coding region runs from base 172 to 435 and encodes 87 amino acids.
CUUCCACACCAGCUACAUCAUUCCCAGAUUUGUUAUUUCAGUUCUUCUUUGUAUUAACACUUCUACUUCCGCAACUUGAUUCAGCGAUGCCAUCAAAGCCCGAAAAGAAAGGCCCUAUCAAUGCCUGGAAGUGUUGCCAGUGCGAGGAAGCAAACUUACUAGUACUUCAUCAUGAUCGAUGUCCAGCUUGCAACCAUCGAGAAUGUCGAGCCGGCUGCAAGAGGAUCCACCUCAAACCGAGGAGGGCCUCUCAAAGGGAGGACCGGACACCUCCUCGACAAUCUCGCUAGCUCGGUGCUCUUUGCGAAGUCACGGGUCAGUCAAGCGAUCCGCGGUCAUGGGCGGUCACACGCGCUGAGUAUACCGCCAUCGUGGUCUGAGAAUUGCGUCUUUCAGGGAUUACGCAGACGUUACGGAGGAGCUGCUCGAACCUAAGUCAAGCAUUGUGGCUCGCAGCGCCUACAAGGUUUCGAAGCAGAUCGAGAUCGUUGAUUGAAAGUGGCAGGCUUUGUUCGACAUUACUUUGCAUUACUACUAUAGCUUACAUGGAUUUCCC